CUUCGAAGAGUGUUUACAGGAUGGGUGCAGCGAACUUUCCAGAGCACCCAGGCAGCCACGGCCUCCCAGAACACCUGUGCUGCUGAUGACAAGGCCACUAGCCCUGUGCCUAAGGACUGUCUUGUUUGCUCAUACAAUGAAUGGGAUCCACUGGAAGAGGUCAUUGUGGGAAGAGCUGAAAAUGCUUGUGUCCCACCUUUUUCUGUGGAGGUUAAGGCAAACACGUAUGAGAAGUAUUGGGGAUUUUAUCAGAAAUUUGGAGGCCAGAGCUUCCCCAAAGACCAUUUAAAAAAAGCUGUUGCUGAAAUUGAAGAGAUGUGCAAUAUUUUGAAAAGAGAAGGUGUUAUUGUCAAGAGGCCUGAUCCAAUUGACUGGUCUGUGAAGUAUAAAACACCUGAUUUUGAGUCUACAGGUAUGUAUGCUGCCAUGCCGAGAGACAUCCUGCUCGUGGUGGGAAAUGAGAUUAUCGAAGCACCUAUGGCUUGGCGUGCUCGGUUCUUUGAGUACAGGGCAUAUAGGCGACUAAUCAAAGAUUAUUUCAACAGUGGUGCUAAGUGGACAACUGCCCCUAAACCCACAAUGGCAGAUGAACUCUAUGAUCAGAAUUAUCCGAUCCACUCUGUUGAAGACAGGCACAAACUGGCUGCUCAGGGAAAAUUUGUAACUACUGAAUUUGAGCCAUGCUUUGAUGCUGCUGACUUCAUUAGAGCUGGAAGAGAUAUCUUUGUACAAAGGAGCCAGGUUACCAAUUACAUGGGUAUUGAAUGGAUGAGGCGACACCUUGCACCAGACUAUAGAGUGCAUAUCAUAUCCUUCAAAGAUCCUAACCCUAUGCACAUUGAUGCCACUUUUAAUAUCAUUGGACCUGGUCUUGUGCUGUCUAACCCAGACCGUCCCUGCCAUCAGAUUGAGCUCUUCAAGAAAGCUGGUUGGACUGUGAUUCAGCCCCCAGUGCCACUCAUCCCAGAUGAUCACCCACUGUGGAUGUCUUCCAAAUGGCUCUCCAUGAAUGUCCUAAUGCUGGAUGAGAAACGUGUGAUGGUGGAUGCCAAUGAGACCUCGAUUCACAAGAUGUUUGAGAAGUUGGGCAUUUCCACAAUCAAAGUGAAUAUUCGCCAUGCCAAUUCACUGGGAGGUGGUUUCCACUGCUGGACAUGUGAUAUCCGUCGCCGUGGGACCCUGCAGUCUUACUUUGACUAGGAGCCAAAUAGGUAGCAAUGGUUCAGCAUCUAAAAAAAGCAUAAGAAAUGAAUGAAUCAAUGACACUUUGUUAAAAUGACUGCAUGAGCUCUAGUGCUUGAUCAGUGGUGUCCUCAUAGUGGUCU
Acanthisitta chloris (rifleman) is the source of this 1325-nucleotide messenger RNA. It is a transcript of the gene GATM, whose product is annotated as glycine amidinotransferase (L-arginine:glycine amidinotransferase). The transcript is spliced from 8 exons. Gene Ontology annotation, cellular component: mitochondrion. NCBI's taxonomy places the organism in Eukaryota, Metazoa, Chordata, Aves, Passeriformes, Acanthisittidae. Gene Ontology annotation, biological process: creatine biosynthetic process. Gene Ontology annotation, molecular function: amidinotransferase activity. The record is from RefSeq and is a predicted model, not a curated record. The annotation marks the transcript as partial.